UAUGGAAAUAUCAAAAAUGGAUCCAAAAGAAAAUAAAAGAAAUUUAUGGAAGAAACAUGUUACAAUUUCUACUAUUAGUUCAAUUUCUGAAUCAGCAGAAGAGGCAGAUAAAAAAAUAGUUCAUAUAAAAGAUUUAGAAAAAAGAAAACAAGUGUAUGGAAUAUGUGGGGAAUGUAACGAACCUGGUACAGGUGAAAAAUGGUGUCAACCUUGUAAUGCUAAAAGAUUUAAGGAUAACUUUAAAAAUUGGACUAGUGGAAACAAAGAUAUUGAUGAAUUUAUACAGCAAUCACAACUCAAUGCUGUGCAUCAUAAAAAAUAUCUUGAAUGGGUACCUUUUGAAAAUUUUAAAGAUAUUACUUAUAUUACCAGAGGUGGAUUUGGUAAAAUUUAUUCAGCCGAAUGGCCUGAAGGAUAUAUUACUUCUUGGGAUAUUGAAAAUCAAAAAUGGAAAAGGGAUAAAAAUGUGGAAAAAGUUGCAUUAAAAAGUUUGGAUAACUCAUCUUGUAUAAGUACAGAAUUUUUAAAUGAGAUUAAAACUCAUCUUCAGAUUUAUCUCUAUGAUAUCAUUCAAUGUUACGGAAUAACUCAAGAUCCAAAUACCAAAGAUUAUAUGAUGGUUUUGAAAUAUUGUAAAGGCGGAAAUCUGAGAAAUUACUAUCUGAAUUAUGAACCAAAUUAUUAUUCAAAAAUUGGAAAUUUAAUACGAAUUACAAAUGGACUUCUAGAUAUCCAUAAUGCUGGAAAAGUUCAUAAAGAUUUACAUUCAGGAAAUAUAUUAUUUACUUCAUAUCCUUAUAUAAGUGAUUUGGGAAUGUGCCAACCAGUAAAUAAUGGGAGUCAAUCAGCAAAAAAAGAAGGAAUUUAUGGAGUAUUACCUUAUAUGGCACCAGAAGUUUUACGUGGAUAUCAGUAUACAAAAGCAUCUGAUAUUUAUUCAUUUGGAAUAAUGAUGAAUGAAUAUAUCUAA
Molecule: messenger RNA, 970 nt
Organism: Rhizophagus irregularis DAOM 181602=DAOM 197198
Lineage: Eukaryota; Fungi; Glomeromycota; Glomeromycetes; Glomerales; Glomeraceae
Source: RefSeq, a predicted model, not a curated record